CUCAGUCACCAGCCACCCAGGACAAGGGUUUGGAAAACGUCUCGUACAGGUCAAAAACCCGCGUUUAGUCUUUUUGUCUACAGCAGUUCUUCGGCCGAGUGCCCGCUCCGCCAGAUCUCCACACGUCCUUCCACAUCCAUCAAUGCCCGGCGGCGCCCUCGCAGCCAGCUGGUCGGCAAGCUUGGGCGCGGGGGCUACUCGACCAUCUGGCUGGCCCGGGACUGCCCCGAAGCCCGAUACGUCGCUAUACGGCGACCCCGAGUCGGAGGAUGUGGGUCGUCUCGAUGGCCACCCUUUAGCGGAGGGCGUCCCCGCGCGCGUGUUCAUUCCCGGGUGGUACGGCGAGCAGAUCACGCUCAGCGACUGUGGGGAAUCGUUUGCGCCGUGCGAAACGGUGAGGGUUGCUUCCAAAACCCUGCCACUUCUUCAGCCGCCCGAGGUGAGAUUCUCCGACGAGCCGCUUUCCUGCGCCGUCGAUGUUUGGGGUCUGGCGUGUUGUGCUUGGGAGAUUCUCGGGCAACGGCCGCUGUUUGAGACGUUUUUUUCCGAGUCCGGAUCGUGUCACGGCCGAGCAGGUCGAGGUGCUCGGGAAGUUGCCGGGGAAAUGGUGGGGGAGGUGAGGUGGGGGAGGAGACGGGAGUGGUUCAGCGAGGAGGGCGAGCUGGGUCUGGUGAGGACGGGGAGGGCUGGGCCCGGUGGUGGGCGGAGGUCCUGGGAGAGGCGGUUCGAGGAGAGUAUCCAGAAGCCGCGGGCUGAGGGGGGUUUGGAACCGGUGACGGAGGACGAGAGGGCGGCGCUGAUGGAGAUGCUGCGCGCGAUGUUGGCGUUUCGGCCGGAGGAGAGAAUCCCCGCGCGACAGGCUCUGCAGUCUCGGUGGCUGAGCGGUUGGGGCAUGCCGGCGCUGCAGGAGAGCGGGGGGAUUUCGGGCACGAGGAUGGAAAGGACGUGAGUAGGCGUCAAGGGUCCAUACUUAUCAACUUGGCUGUGUCGGGGAGUCGAGUUGCUGCUCUGGUUUCUUUCUUACCGCUGCUUGUGGCUAUUAAGGUUGGCGUCUGGUCUGCCUUGUGGCGUAGCUUCACCCGUUCCAACUGCGUCAAAGGUCAUUCAGUCGAACCGCCGUGCCCCCACGGUUGUCGAAAUGCUUCCUUGCUCAGGAUUGCGACAGGCUCUGGAGAGCACAGAGCCCAGAGCCCAGAGUUCCCCCUUGCGAGCUUUUUAGAGUGGCUCAGUUACCAUGAUCGCAGUGGUGUCCAG
This is a messenger RNA of Aspergillus fijiensis CBS 313.89, 1254 nucleotides long. RefSeq lists its product as uncharacterized. The transcript is spliced from 4 exons. The coding region runs from base 143 to 949 and encodes 268 amino acids. Lineage: Eukaryota; Fungi; Ascomycota; Eurotiomycetes; Eurotiales; Aspergillaceae. The record is from RefSeq and is a predicted model, not a curated record.